CUCCAAAGACGCCAAUACAAACAUUUCAGAUUUUCUUCAUUUUCAGGCUGUUUUUGUGGAUUUCAAGCUAGUCACGGUUAAAUGUUGUGCCUGGGGCAUGUGUAAUAGUGAUACUAGUUACCUGGAGAGAUUGGAAGGAAAUGUACGUUUCUUCUGCUUUCCAAAACCUUGAAAAGUGUAGGCUGUGGAUAAAGUUAUGUGGACGUCCAAACUCCCAGUUGAACCCCUCAAAGAUCAACAAGCACAGCUAUGUCUGCUCCAAGCCUCAUGGAGACGCAGCGAGAACGAUUGAGAUCUGCAGCACUUGUCAAAAACACUGACAUUUAAAAAAAACAAACAAAAAACAAACAAAACAACAGCAACAACAACAAAAAAACAGGUGGCAGAUCCAGCAACAGUUCACGCUGUCCUGAUCAUCCUCAGCUACAAUAACAGGCUGCCAUCUGAGAGACGCUGAGAUACAGUGCGCAGGCUCUUCCCAGCGCUCUUCUCCAGCAUCAAACCCCAGAGCAACGCACAGUGGAAACUCGGCCGACACAUUCCAGGUUCGAUUGUCGACAUGUAAAACCCGAAGACAAUUCUGGAAAUCAAGCAGAACAUUUAGAGACGACAGAGGAAAAAUUUUCCCGGAGAGCUCGUUUGGAACAUUAGUCGGUGGGAGAGAACUGCUGCUUUGUGUCUCCCCUUUUUUUUUUUCCUUCUCUGAACUCUCCUCAGAAGGUUAGAGGAGCAUGUAACUGAAACAAGUGGAGCCCUCGGUGAUUUCAGCAUUCUGUCUCCCCCAUCUGUGCCUACAUUCUCUGCUACAGAUAGGGACGUUUUGAUAAUUACAUAUAAUUAUAAUUUCUGUGGGAGACAGAUCUGCCUCUGUCUAUUAUUGCCAACACCUCCAACACAAUAACUUCACACAUUUACAUAUUUCUCAACAAAAGUGAUAUUCUUUGAACCUCGGAGACGAAUCAGGAAUAAUUUUGCUUAGACAUGUCACACGGAGAAGCAAUGCGCCACUCAGUUCAUAUCUAAUUAGUGAUACAGUUAAAUGACACGGGCAACUUUUGUGCCUAAAACUGAGUACAGAACAUUUAACAUCCACAACAUUUUGCCUGAUGUGUUUCACAGGCUGGGAGCCAUUUCCUUGGUUUAUGCUUGCUCCUAAUUUUCAGUUGAUACAGUCUUCUAGCACUUAAGCUGAGCCUCGCUCAUUAUCACCCCCAGCCCAAUCACAGUCGGUGCCGGGCGAGUACUGAUGCACAUUAAUCCAACCAUAUAAAAGAUUGAGAUAAAGUACAUGGUGUAUCUAUGGAUGUGACGAGUGCCUAGAACAAGUUAAUAUGGAGAUAAGUCUCUGCUCCGGAGAGACUAGGCAUUAUUAAUGGACAGCUUUCAGAGUUAGUCCCAUAUUUCGUCAGUGGUGCAGUCUGUUAAUUAUAUUUGCUUGUUUACAAUGCCAAAAAGCACCAAACAUAUGACGAGAAUUAUAGAUUUCAUACAUUUUUUCAGAAAAUAAUUGCUUACAGAUUAAAUAAGUGCCAAUUCCGAAUGUAUGUGCCAGACUGAAAUAGUCAACCAGGAACAAAACAGAUCAAACUGUUUACAUUUGACAAAACACACGGCCAUAGACUAUUGUUGUUCAAGUGCCAUGAUCAGCACGGGAAUGUACAGGACUGCCAUAUUUUAUUGAAAAUUCUUGCUACUAAUUUUUACAGGCUUCUGUGCUGAAAUAACAAAAAAAUCCAAGAGUACGACAGAUAUUUGUUCUUUUGUGCAGUGGGACAUGUAGAACAAGGCAGUAAGGACUAAAAGCAUGAAGAUUAUUUUUGUCCUUUUUACAAAACUGCAACCAUUUUAGUGUUCUGGACUUGAGAGUUCCUUUCUAGCAGUAAAUUAAAACCAUUUAAUACUAUUAAACCUACCAACUGAUCUUUCAGUUUUAUUAUCCCUGACUUUUUCUAUAAUUAUACAAUAUAAAUGCUCCAUUUCUGACAAAACAAAAAAACAGUUUAACAUUACUGAAUGAAACUACUGAUAUAUUGUUAAUAUCUAGUACAUGCUACCUGAAUAUUUUCACAUGCCAUUUUAGUGGGUUAAACUGCAAAAGCGGAUACAGCGUUGUAACUGCAUUGACUCAACAACAGAAAAUAGAUCUCUUAGUCAUGUAAAAAUGACGCCCACCACCAAUCUCCGAAUCCUCGCUGUCUCCCUGCUCUCCCUCCUUACUGCCCCACUUACCACUGUUGUGGAGACCUCUCCGUCCCCCCCUCCUCAGCACAUAGACCGCUCAGGGAGGCCGUUCACCGAGCAGCCCAAAACCGCCCCCAGUCCCUCUCUUCUGCUCCUUGCUAUCCAGGCCAAUAUCCGACCAGCUGCUCUCCAAGGCAGGACCAAAACCCCUGAGAAACUUCCAGAAACCUCAGAGGGAGUCCUGGAGACGCCCCCGAGACCCCUUCCCCAAGUCAUGUUCCCCAAGAAUGUGACUUCAGCAGAGGCCCUCGCACCUCCCUUAGGCGCAGCCCAGGUUGCACCACGGCUGAUCGAUGUAUGGGUGGAUGUAUGUCGGGGUUACUAUGAUGUAAUGGGACACUUUGACAGCUCUUUCAACUGCUCCAAGGACACCUUCAUCUAUUGUUGUGGAACCUGCCACUACCGCUUCUGCUGUCCAGAUCGUAGCCGACAACUGGAGCAGGACAUAUGUAAAAACUAUGACUCUCCAGACUGGGCCAAGCCUCAGACAGACGCCAUGAUUAUACCAGAGGUAUUUGGUCCUGACCCAGACUUUGAUCCGCUGAAGCAGCAGAGCCACAAUACAGGCUUCGUCAUCGGAGGUGUGAUUGUGUUCAUGGUGGCUGUAGCUGUCGGCAUCAAGGUGGUCUUCAACAAGGUGCAACAGGAAGCCAACCAAAGGGAUCUCAAUAUGCCCAGAGCUCUGGUUGACAUGUUGCGACACCAGUCGAGUCCCGUCCAGCAGGAUGAGAGAAACAACAGCGUGGCUCUGGCUGUGGGGGACGGACAGGGGACACUGGGGAGACCUCCAAAAAAUCUUUACGCCCCAGGACUGCCCAGCAAGGACAACAGAUUGGGCAAUUUGCAACACAAUUUCAUCCACUCAUCAGGCUCCAGCCCCAAACACUCUGCAACUAUCGAACGCACCCCUCGAAUGAACAAUGCUCAGCUGGCAGCUGGAGGCACCUUGCUCUCCAGUAAACACAACAACACCAAAUCCCAGCCCGCCUUCCACCACUCCCUGCACAACCUGGCUCAGCUGCCUCCCUCUUAUGAGAGUGCCACCAAGCCAGAGCUCAACAGAUACUCCUCACUCAAACGGCUCGAAAAAGGUCUUGAUGAGUACUCGUCUGGUUACUGCACCACCAAGCGCCGGCCUCACACAGCCCAGCCGGCCCUCCAGUCCUCUCAGCACCACCUCCACUGGGGUGGAGACUACACCCUCAGUGGGAGAGGAACCCUCCCUAGGCACGCAGCCCGUCCCUGGAUCCCGCCGCCACCCUCUGGCAUGCCUGCUUCACCCACUCCCAAUCCUUACCCCCUGGAUCCCCCGGAGCCCCAGUACAACCCCAACUAUGACACUCUCUCCAAGCCCCCGAGGAAAGUGAAGUCCACUGACCAGCUGCUCAACAUGGGUGACAUCCCUGGCAACACGGGGACCCUGUCCCGGCUGUCCAAGAACCAGCAACACCAGUACUAUAAAGCCAUGGCUGCCUCCAAUAAGAACUCAAACACACAGACCCUCACCCGCAAGACCCAGGACAGGCAGGAGAGGCAGGAGCGACAGGAACGACUGCUCAUGUCCCCGGACCAUUUGGAGGACAGGAUGGGGGUCGGCGGGAUGGGGGUUGUAGACCCGUACGCCCACACAGGAGGGAUUGUCCCAACGCUGCCUCGCCAGCAGAAGGCCCAGUCCCAGCAGAACGUCUGCGCUACGCCCUCCCUCGACCGACACCACAUGAUCAAGAUGAACUCUCACCCCACAUCCGGACGAGAGCAGGAGAGGAACACGGGCAUGACGGGGCACAUGAGCGGGGGCAUGGGCUGGGCGGGGGAGAUGCCCGGGGCGGGGGUAGUCAUGGGAACGGGAACACUAGGGGGCCACAGCGCCAGGAGGAUGGCUUUCGCAGCAAAAAGGCAGAACACCAUUGAGCAGCUACAUUUCAUACCGGGAGGGGGCGGCGGGGGGUCCGCAGGAAGCGGGGGAGGCAGUCAGGGAAUCAGGACGGGGAGUAAAAAUGAGGUGACGGUGUGA
Messenger RNA from Thunnus maccoyii (southern bluefin tuna), 4255 nucleotides. It is a transcript of the gene shisa7a, whose product is annotated as protein shisa-6. Lineage: Eukaryota; Metazoa; Chordata; Actinopteri; Scombriformes; Scombridae. Bases 2162 to 4255 code for a protein of 697 amino acids. The transcript has 7 exons. Gene Ontology annotation, cellular component: postsynaptic density; AMPA glutamate receptor complex; postsynaptic membrane. The record is from RefSeq and is a predicted model, not a curated record. Gene Ontology annotation, biological process: regulation of short-term neuronal synaptic plasticity; regulation of AMPA receptor activity.